GCGAGGGCGGAAGGAGGGUCGCCCGACCGCUCUAGCCGGUGAGGCGGGCGGUGCUCUAUGGCGGCUGCUGGGUAACCGCGCGGAGCGAUGGGGGGACCGUGCUCUGAGGGGACGGGGCCUGAGCCUGAGGGAGCCCCGAGCUCAGACAGGACACGGAGAACCCCGGUCAAGCCCGACGCAUGAUCCCAGGGAGGCCUUGGGAGGGAAGCGUAGCUCUUCGUCGGCGGAAACGAGGUUGUGGGGCCAUCGGAUGGGAUUCCUUGCUGGUUCUCCCCCUUGUCGGCAUUCUCAUCCUUCAACGGGAGAAAUCGCCGAGCUGUUUCACGGCCUGUCUGAGAGUUUCUUGAGACCCUCUGGCUCCGGCAGCCUCCUCUCUGAGGACCUAGGGACACACCUCCGUGUCCUCGACGGCAGGAUGGACGAGGACAGCUUGGAGAUGGCCUUGCAGACCUACCAUGUGCAGCUUCAGCAAGUGGAGCUGGCCAUGGGUACUGGCCUGGAGGCAUCGGAGCAGGCUGACCUGCACCAGCUGCAGGGAGACCUGAAGGAGCUGAUCAAGCUCACUGAAGCCAGCUUGGUGUCUGUCAGGAAGAGCAAACUGUUGGCUACACUGGACCAAGAACACCUGGCCCAGGAGGAUACUGAGUACCUGGCUUUGCAGAAGACCAUCUCUGAGGUAGUUGAGGUACCAGAAGCCCCAGGAGCAGAAUUGGAGACUGUUUCUAAAGGAGAGGCAGGGCCUGAACCCAACAACCCUGGGCAAGAGGAAGAAGAAGGGGGGGAUGACGAGGAGGAAGAGUUGAGUGGGACAAAGGUGAACGCCCCCUACUACAGCCCAUGGGGCACCCUGGAGUACCACAAUGCCAUGAUUGUGGGCACGGAACAGGCAGAGGAUGGCUCGGCUGCUGUCCGGGUGCUGUACCUCUACCCCACACACAAGUCCCUGAAGCCCUGCCCAUUCUUCCUGGAGGGGAAGUGCCGCUUCAAGGAGAACUGCAGGUUCUCCCACGGGCAGGUGGUCCCUGUGGAUGAGCUUCGCCCCUUCCAGGACCCGGACCUGAGCUCCCUGCAGGUUGGCUCCGCAUGUCUGGCCAAGUACCAGGACGGCUUGUGGCAUCCAGCACGGAUCACUGAUGUGGACAGCGGCUUCUACACCGUCAAGUUUGACUCGCUGCUGCUGAAGGAGGUCGUGCUGGAGGGGGACAGUGUGCUGCCCCCACUGCGCAUGGAGCCCACAGAGUCCUCUGACUCCGACGGCGGUGAUGGGGACAACUCCAGCUACGCCAGAGUUGUGGACACUGGGGCCACAGCAGACAGGAAGUGCACCACCGCCUUCGCCGGCUGGGAGGUGCACACGCGUGGCAUUGGCUCCAGGCUUCUCUCCAAGAUGGGCUAUGAGCCUGGGAAGGGCCUGGGCCGAUAUGCGCAGGGCCGGGUGGAGCCCAUUCAUACUGUGGUGCUGCCCCGAGGGAAGUCCCUGGACCAGUGCGCGGAGGCCCUCCAGAGGAGGGUGAAGGGCGGCAAGGGCGUUACACACAGACCCCCCAAGUGCCGAGGCAAGGGGGCCACACAUGCCGGCCGCCCUCCCCCUCGGGAUGUGUUUGACUUCCUAAAUGAGAAGCUCCAGACCCAGGCUCCAGGGGCCCUGGAGGUGGGGGCAGGCCCCCCAGGGGCAAGGCGCGGCAAAGAAGCCUACCAUGCCAGCAAGAGCACCAAGCGGGCCCUGAGCCUUCGGCUUGUUCAGACCGAGGAGCAGAUCGGGCAGACCCAGAAGGACAUCCGGGGCAUCCAGGAGGCCCUCGCCCGCAAUGCUGGCCAGUACGCAGGGCAUAGCGUGGUAGCCGCCCAGCUGCAGGAGAAGCUGGCGGGUGCCCAGCAGCAGCUAAGGCAGCUCCGGGCCCAGGAGGCAGGGCUGCAGCGGGAGCAGAGGAAGGCAGACACCCACAAGAAGAUGACUGAGUUCUAGAGCUGCCACCACUGCUGCCAGCCUCCAGGAUGGACCCCCCGGGCAUGCACCAGACUCUCUCUGCCACCCUGGAGAGACUCUUGCAGGGGCCUGGUGCUCCCAGGCUGAGCCAGCGCCACCUCUUCCCAGCCAAGCCCAUGAACACUGCCCACUGGAGAGAGGGUGGGGGUCCCCUCUGGACACACUUCCCAGCAUCUUAAGGUUCCUUGAGACAGGACAUUAAAGUGAUUUCGUGACA
Messenger RNA from Loxodonta africana (African savanna elephant), 2204 nucleotides. RefSeq names its product zinc finger CCCH-type and G-patch domain containing (gene ZGPAT). Lineage: Eukaryota; Metazoa; Chordata; Mammalia; Proboscidea; Elephantidae. Bases 251 to 1966 code for a protein of 571 amino acids. Gene Ontology annotation, cellular component: nucleus. Gene Ontology annotation, molecular function: RNA polymerase II cis-regulatory region sequence-specific DNA binding; metal ion binding; DNA-binding transcription repressor activity, RNA polymerase II-specific. Gene Ontology annotation, biological process: negative regulation of transcription by RNA polymerase II. The record is from RefSeq and is a predicted model, not a curated record. The transcript is spliced from 8 exons.